This is a messenger RNA of Homarus americanus (American lobster), 638 nucleotides long. RefSeq lists its product as uncharacterized. NCBI's taxonomy places the organism in Eukaryota, Metazoa, Arthropoda, Malacostraca, Decapoda, Nephropidae. Bases 114 to 470 code for a protein of 118 amino acids. The transcript has 3 exons. The record is from RefSeq and is a predicted model, not a curated record.
GUAUAAAAGACUAGACGCACCAACCAGUGUGUCAGUCGUCAUCUAACAUUCGCUUUGUUACCUCCUGCUCCUUCUCACAUACACAUACCCGGUAACUCAUUAAAUAAGUCACUAUGGCCGCCAACGCUCUCGCUCCCGCCAUGUACCAGCUGCAGGAAAGUCUCCGUAGUGUUGACCUUGCACACUGGGUCAGCCAGCUGGACUUUAAGACGGUGGGUCUCCUGGCGGUGGUGGUGGUGGGUGUGGUGUUUCUUCUGGACCUGUUCACCAAGUCCUACACUCCCUAUGGCAGGAGUCUCUUGUCUUCCGCUGCUCACGCCUGGGACGACAAGGAUCAGCUGGGACUCAAGGAUGCCGUCCGAGGAAGCCGCUCUCUGGAGCCUUUGUCUAAUGUUCUGGAUGCCCUGGCGGAGGCAGUGAUGAAAUGGGAGGAGCCAGAAGACAGCACCUUCAGGAAUCGUGCACUUUGAGACUUCAGAUGAAGUCUUUUAUAUCCCGAUAGAGACGGUGGAGAAGAGAGGAACUCGUGGUGGACAGGUCCAUAAAUCACGCCAUUAUCUCAAACAUUUGUUCAUAACAUUCACUUCGUAAUUUAUUGUUAUUAAUUUAUUACAACAAAUAAAGACUUUAAAGAAAAU